Molecule: messenger RNA, 3174 nt
Organism: Filobasidium floriforme
Lineage: Eukaryota; Fungi; Basidiomycota; Tremellomycetes; Filobasidiales; Filobasidiaceae
Exons: 3
Coding region: 224-3061 (945 amino acids)
Source: RefSeq, a predicted model, not a curated record
UGGUCGGAGUACGACGGGCACGACCAGCUAUCGUUAUUUCUGAGGUGAGUAUUGGCAGCACGAUGUUGGCCCCAGACAACUCUUGAUCCUGAGUAUCUAUUCAAUCACUCUCUCAUGCGCGAACUUCAAGCUUGGAAAACACAUAUAGCUCCGGCGUGCGUCUAUAAGGUAAUCAUCACUCAUACAUCACGCCCGGGAGUGUCGGGUGGCCCCUGCCUCCAAGAUGGGUAUCGAAGAGUUCGGCAUGUUGGUGGACCAGGAUACUCCGGUCAAUCCGGUGGAUGAUGUCACCUCGGAAAGGCCUCCUUCACCGAGCGAUACUGAGCGAUCAGAAGUAGAAAUCUCGAUCGCGGAAUGGCUUGAUCAAUGCGUCAAGCACAAACUGCCAGGUUGCUGCUCAUACGAUCUUGAGCUCAACGAUGACGAUCUGGUAGGGGGAUGUCCCCGCGAGGAUUGUGCCCAAUACAAAAUGACAAGAAGAUUUGCCCUUGAAGGUCAACGUCGAGUAGAAUCACAAACAUUGAAGGGCGAUUUCUGCGUCGAAAUUGCCGAAAAAUUACGCAGACUGCUGAAACAGGUCUUUCCACGGAAAAUACCCCACGAAGAAUGGCCAAGAUGGCUUCGCACAGUGUACGGGCUGAGCGAUGGUGCUCGAGGUGAACCGGUCAGCGCAUGGGACUAUGCAGAGGGCAUUCGAACUGCUCUCAACUCCGGCCCUUACAAGAUGGACCUCGCUGACAUCUUCGAAGAGGCAUUCGACUGGUGUGAACGUAGACUGGUACUUUACCCUUUCGCUAGAAACCAAGCACGGGUAGAUCAAGACUUCAAACGGGAAUUCAAGGGCGAUAGCCAUCAUCGUCUCCACAACAGAAUCGUAGGAUUGGACAGACUCUUCUCCCGCGAGCCUUCGUCUUUCAAGGCCCGGGUCUUACCGAUCGUUCAGUCGUCUGGAACAGGAAAAACACGUACUACGUUGGAAUUGAGCACUUUGGAGCUGGGAUUUUAUACCUGCAUCCGUGAUUCUCCGGGAUCUUCCACGGUAUCCGCUCCGAAGCAGGAUACAAUUGUAUACGACUACUUGACUAGCCAACUUGAAGAUGAUUUUGAAAUCCUGAAAGCGGUAGCCUCCUGGCUUGCUGGUUUCUUUCGCGCCUAUGGGAAACUUUGCCAGAGGGAGAAGAGGAAGCUCGGAGACAGAUGCGCUCGGAAAGAGCUCGCCAUCCACUUGGCUAGCCUACUGAGGAAAGACAUCGUGCGUGACUUUCCUGCGGGUGAACCUGGUCUCUCUUCAGGCGGUUCGAGCAAGCGCGUACACAAACAUUCGAAACGCGACCGGCUAACAAUUGAAAUCAAACGGGCGGCCGAAGAAUUCUUGGCCAACGAAUCAGAAUGGUGUUGUGAACUUGUUCUGCGCCAUCGUGACCGUUCAAGCGAUACGAGGAUGCCGAGCCAAUUGGAAUUCUUCGCAGGAAAGCUACGAGAAGAAUUCGAACCUCUACAAAACCUAUUUCCCAAUGAACAGGACAACGACGAACAUUACAUUCAUCUGGUCUUCGAUAACGCUAUGGCCAUGAAGCACAGACUGGAAUGUCUUCGCAGUUUGCUCGGCCACAUGAGAUACACGAAGUUCUGGGUCUUGCUGGUCGAUACAGAUGCCAAGAUCGCUAAAUCAAGCGAUGGCACCCGCUUACCCGAGCCUUUCGUGGAGCUACUCCCAGACAUUUUUCUAAGAUCCCCCGACCGAUUGCCGUACUACCAUUCGAUCCUCUGGGGAAGACGACAGGUCACACAUGAGAAAAUCCUGGAACUCAUUCCCUUGAUGGGCAGACCGCUUUGGAACGAUGAUCUGUGGCUGCAAGGUGACAAGGAGUCCCAGCUAUGCGGUCGAGAUCUUCGAUACGUCUUCGAGAAGCUCAUUUUUGCCUCAUCGAGAGACUUCGCCGGGACCGUCGAAAUCGUCAACCGGGGGCAGAUACUAGGAGUACGUGAACUCGUGGCGGCUGCAUCUGAGAGAUUUCCCUUGGAGUUGGCAGGGAUACGGAGCCGAGAUGAUGAAUAUGGAGAUCGAGAUGGGCUCAGCUUCUUGGAGGAACAGAUAAAAACCCGUCUCCGUCUUCUGACAAGGUUGGGAAGCUCUAGAGCUCUGAUCCGGGCCUUCAAUCCGUCUGAACCUAUCUUGAGUCUCGCUGUUGCUCAUCAAUUCCGAAAUCAACCGGACAGUACGUGGUCGGCGAUACUGACGGUGUUGCUCAAAUCCUUGUAUCUCGGGGACAUGCGACUCAGGAACAACAACGAGGAAUUCUACACUAUCGUCAUGUCUUUUGCCAUGGAUCGGGUUUUGAAUCGGUCACGGUCGGGUCCGCGCAUGGAAGGCCGGCUACCUGCUCAUCUCUGGGUUGCGAACGCUCAUGAAUGGCUUGAGCAACUGCUUGGAUCCGAUAUUGCAAACCGCCCCGAAAUCAAAGCUUGGUCUCGAUGCCGAUGGAUCAAUUUCACCCAUUUCGGAAAGUUUACCAUACAAGACGCAGAGAAUAAGCCCAUCUCUGAGACGCUGUUGAUGCAGGCCUGGACACGCCAGGUCGCGAUAUUGGUACCUCAGCACCUGGAAGAACGGGAUAUCGUAGAAAUCUAUGUCGUUUCUCUUCUGUCUCCAGAGAAGCCAACUCUCGAUUCCCUCCUCAAGCGUGAAAACCUCUGCCCGAUCGAGUUCCGGAUCCGACGUACACGCACAUCCGCGCCAACGGCUGGAGUGACGCAUCUGAACACUCUGAUCGAUCUUGCUGGAUCUUUCAACGUACAAAUCAACAUCUCGAGUGAAGCCACUCACGUCGAAACGGCUCAGGCCAACGAUUCCGCCGGCAGGAUGUGUUUCAACAUCGGAGGCUCAAAUGUCAGCCUUUAUCCAAUCGGUUCUCAUCUCACGGAUCAAGCGCAAGAGACUUUGCAUGCGCUGAUCGGAUACCAAGAUUCCGGUGAAGAGUGGGAUGGAAUCGAUGCAAUCCACAUACGAAAUUUCUACCGAAAUCACGGCGCCAUUCACCACACCGAUCAUGACGACUAGAAACCAAAGUGCUCGACCGAGGGGGAUUGGUUUGCGCACAGAGUUUCAAAUCCUGAUCUCAACGUGGACAGAUGCAAGAAAGCGAUCGAAGUACUCGUAGCGUGCGAACUUAA